Messenger RNA from Hevea brasiliensis (rubber tree), 1166 nucleotides. Its product is annotated as leucine-rich repeat protein 2. The transcript has 7 exons. The record is from RefSeq and is a predicted model, not a curated record. Lineage: Eukaryota; Viridiplantae; Streptophyta; Magnoliopsida; Malpighiales; Euphorbiaceae. Gene Ontology annotation, molecular function: protein binding. Bases 324 to 962 code for a protein of 212 amino acids.
AAAGCACAAACUCAGAGCCUUGAAAAAUCAAAAGUUUGGCUUCGAAGUGCUUUGAAGUUCAAUGCCACCAUUGGGACCCACGCGGCAACGACUCGACUCGCUCGUACGAGUCACGGGCUCCGCGUGACUCAAAACUUUCUUUUCUCUUCCCUUCUUUCCAUUCUCUCUCUCUCUCUCUCUCUCUCUAACCAUGUGGCUUCUUCUUCUACCCUCAUCUGCACGCUUAAUUUGACUUGACCCUCUCUCUUUCUCUCUCUAUCAUUUUUUCUUCUUCAUCUGGUUUUUGCUACUAAUUUUCUGUUCCCAUUUACUUUCUCUCAAAAAUGGCUCCUCUUUCUCUUCUUUCUUUCUCCUUUUCCUUCCUCUUCUUCUUCUCCCCUUCUCUCUGCACCAAUUCUGAAGGGAAUGCUUUGCAUGCUUUGAGAAGCAGGUUCUCUGAUCCAACCAAUGUGUUGCAGAGCUGGGACCCAACUCUGGUCAAUCCUUGUACCUGGUUCCAUGUCACCUGUGAUUCCAACAAUCAUGUGGUUCGCUUGGACUUGGGGAAUUCUAACAUUUCUGGGUCUUUAGGACCAGAGCUUGCCCAGCUCAAGCAUCUACAGUACUUGGAGCUUUAUAGGAAUAACAUAGGUGGGAAAAUUCCUAAAGAGUUGGGUAAGUUGAAAAAUCUCGUGAGCAUGGAUUUGUAUGACAAUAAAUUUGAAGGUGAAAUACCCAAGUCCUUGGCAAAGUUGAAAUCACUCAGAUUCCUACGGCUAAACAACAACAAACUAACUGGAUCUAUUCCAAGGGAGCUCGCCAAGCUCAAAGACCUCAAAGUUUUUGAUGUUUCUAAUAAUGAUCUCUGUGGAACAAUUCCAGUAGAUGGUCCCUUUGCUACUUUUCCCAUGGAAAGUUUCGAGCACAACAGGCUUAAUGGACCAGAGCUGAAGGGACUAGUGCCUUACGACUUUGGAUGCUGAAGCGAAAGCAACUCGAUUUAGUCGAUAGUGGAUCUGCCUGUAGGGACUGUAAUGCUAUGGGGUAUCUAUAUGAUAAAUUAGAAGGAUAAUACUGCCUGAUUACAAUCUGUACUUGAAUGAUGGCUCAACAUAUAUGUAUGUACAAGUAUGAAAACAAAAAAGAAAUAAGAUGGCUGCACAAGAUCUGCAACUUUAGUCUUUUAU